Molecule: messenger RNA, 677 nt
Organism: Camelina sativa (false flax)
Lineage: Eukaryota; Viridiplantae; Streptophyta; Magnoliopsida; Brassicales; Brassicaceae
Product: heat stress transcription factor A-4a-like
Biological process (GO): regulation of transcription by RNA polymerase II; cellular response to heat
Cellular component (GO): nucleus
Molecular function (GO): RNA polymerase II cis-regulatory region sequence-specific DNA binding; DNA-binding transcription factor activity
Source: RefSeq, a predicted model, not a curated record
UGUAGUGUGUACACAACAAAGCUGUGGUCUCUGGGGGGUUGCGGUUUUAGGGUUUGUUUGUUGUUUCAUCUACGUUUUUGGGGAUUUCUAGAUCCGCGAAGUCUUUAGCGAUGGCGGAAUAUUUGGAUUCAUUCUACACCUGCAUAUAUGAGGUUGUGAACGAUCCUUCAUUGGAUUCAAUAAUCUCGUGGGGCAAAAGCAACAACAGUUUCAUCAUUUGGAAUUCGAGAGAGUUAAGCAGCGAGCUUCUUUCGAUUUCGAGGCCCUCGCGUCUUCCUUGCGCCAAUAUCAAAAUGUUCUUCCACGACCUCCAGCAUUAUGGAUUUAAAAGAGUUAAGGGGUCUCCGCACAUUGAAUUCGGAAAUGCUUAUUUUGUGAGAGGUAAACCCGAGCUCUUGCGGAAGAUGCAGCAGAAGUCUUUUGACAAGAAUCACCGUAAAUAUCAAGCAGCUAGGGCAAAGAAUCAAGCAAUUAAGGAUGCAGGGGAAAAAGUGCCUUGGUUCCAGGGGAAUAAGGAUAGGGUCGCCAGCGAUGACGACAAGAGGACUGUCAGAGAAAGACUUUGUAGCAGUGGCCGACUUGAUCAAGGAAGAUGUAGAGAUAGCGAUAGAAGCCAUGAUGAAGUUAGUGCCGGGAUCAAAGCUUCAAGAAUUCACCAAGUUGGUGACUUCACUUGA